Molecule: messenger RNA, 1665 nt
Organism: Puntigrus tetrazona (Sumatra barb)
Lineage: Eukaryota; Metazoa; Chordata; Actinopteri; Cypriniformes; Cyprinidae
Gene: wfikkn1
Product: WAP, follistatin/kazal, immunoglobulin, kunitz and netrin domain containing 1
Exons: 2
Coding region: 1-1665 (554 amino acids)
Cellular component (GO): extracellular region
Molecular function (GO): protein binding; serine-type endopeptidase inhibitor activity
Source: RefSeq, a predicted model, not a curated record
AUGCGGCUCUCCGGCUCUCCUCUCAGACUCCUCUGCUCUCUGCUCCUCAUGCAGCUCUGCAGCGCUCCGGAUCACCCGGGAGUCUGUCCCAAUCACAUCAACCUCAACCUGUGGGUGGAUGCGCAGAGCACCUGCGAGAGGGAAUGCCAGGCUGACCAGGACUGCGCUGCCUUCGAGAAGUGCUGCACUAACGUGUGCGGUCUGCUGAGCUGUGUUGCUUCACGGUUCUCGGAUGGCUCAGAGGACGGUCAGUCGGGAGCGGGCGGCGAGGCCAGCUGUGCCGGGUUCGAGUGCGACCAGCAGGGGGCGGUGUGUGAGCUGUGGGAGGGCCAGCCGGUGUGUAAAUGCCAGGACCGCUGCGAGAGCGAGCCCAGCUUCACCUGCGCCUCCGAUGGCCUCACCUACUUCAACCGCUGCUACAUGGACGCCGAGGCCUGCGUUCAGGGCGUCUCGUUGACCGAGGUCACCUGCCGUUUUCACCUGGCUGGCCCACAGGCCAGCCCCCUUCCGCAGGACACCACGGCUCCGCCCACGACCGGCGGCUCCGAGCCCUUCCCGCCGGUGCUCCUGUCCAACCCGCAGCAGCAGGUGGUGUAUCCCGGCGGCACAGCCAGCUUCCACUGCGACGCCAUCGGACAGCCGAGGCCCGACAUCACCUGGGAGAAGCAAUCAGAGCGAGGAGAGCGUGUCCUCAUGCGACCGGACCAGAUGUACGGGAGCGUGGUGGUGACCAACAUCGGCCAGCUGGUGGUGUACAACGCCCAGGUGUGGGACGCGGGGAUCUACACCUGCGUGGCGCGGAGCUCGGCCGGAGCGCUGAGAGCCGACUACCCGCUUUCUGUGGUGCGUCGUGCCACCGAUGACCCCUUCGACGACCCCGAGGCAGGUCUGCCGCUGGGGCAGCCGUUCUCUCCGGCUGAUUGCUGGGCCGCCGUGGAGCGAGGCGAGUGCGGAGAGCAGCACGUGGACUGGUUCUAUGACUCGGCCCGGGGUGAGUGCCGGGCGUUUGCACACGGAGGUUGCGAGGAUGGCCGAAACCGCUUUGAGACGUACGAGGAGUGCCGGGCGUCAUGCCAGCGGCAGGGUCAGGGCGUGUGCUCGCUGCCGCCCGUGCAGGGCCCCUGUAGGCACUGGGAAGCUCGCUGGGCUUAUAACACCCUCGCCCGGCAGUGCCUAGCCUUCGUCUACGGCGGCUGCGAUGGCAAUGAGAACAACUUCCGCUCGCGCAGAGACUGUGAAGCCAGCUGCCCGCAGCCCAAGCGGCGUCUGUGCAAGCCCUGUCGGCCGCGAGGGAAGCUGCUGACCAGCUUGUGCCGCAGCGACUUUGCCAUCGUGGGGCGGCUCACUGAACUCAUCGAGGAGCUGGACUCGGGAAUCGCACGGUUCCAGCUGGAGCGGGUGCUGCGCGACGAGAAGAUGGGCCUGCGACUCUUCCAGACCCAGCACCUGGAGGUGAUGCUGGCCCACAUGGACUGGAGCUGCCCGUGCCCCAACAUCACACAGCACCUCCAGCUCCCCCUGCUGGUGAUGGGCGAGGUGCAGGACGGCACGGCCCUGAUCCUGCCCCACAGCUACAUCAGACCCGUUUCUGACCGACGCCUCAGGAAGAUCCACGAGCUUCUGCGCAAGAAGACUUGUGAGAUGCUGCAGAGGUUCCAGGAUUGA